UGCAUGUGUCUGUCAUUUUGUGCAAGUGAGAGAGAGAGCAAGAGAGAGAGAGAGAGAGAGAGAGGGGAGUGACAGUAAUACAAUGGAUCAGAACCUUUAGUUUUUAUCCAUGUAUACCCCAAGAGAGCCCAAGAUUCUCCUCCCCCUAUGGCCCCCCAAAUAAAUAUGCCCUUCUUCUCCAACAUUUCACUAUCUCUUAGCUCUCUGAACUCUUGAAAGUUCACAACUUUUUUGGUUUUGUUUUUGCAAAGAUUUCUGUCCUUUUUUUUUGUUGGUUUAAAUGAUGAGUGGUGGGAGAAGUAGUAGUAGGCUUCCAUUUACUGCAAUUCAGUGGCAAGAACUUGAGCACCAAGCUCUAAUCUACAAGUAUAUGGUGUCUGGAAUGCCUGUCCCUCCUGAUCUUCUCUACUCCAUCAGAAGAAGCCUGGACUCUUCCCUCUCCUCCAAGCUCCUCCUCCACCAACCUCAACACUAUGGAUGGAACUAUUUCCAGAUGGGGUUUGGGAAGAAGAUAGACCCAGAGCCAGGGAGGUGUAGAAGAACAGAUGGGAAAAAAUGGAGGUGUUCAAAAGAGGCCUACCCAGAUUCAAAAUACUGUGAGAGGCAUAUGCACAGAGGCAGAAACCGUUCAAGAAAGCCUGUGGAAGUUUCAACAGCAGCAGUUCAAGCAACAACACCACAAAAAGCUAUUCCUUUCUCACCUAUCACCACCACCACUAGUGGUGGCUGUGGUGGUGGUGGUGGGCUCUCCCCCACCACCCCCACCUCUCUCCCUUUCUCUUAUUUGACUGCUGCUGCAACACAACCCUCUUCUGAAUCCCACCACCACCCUUUCCUUUACCCCUUUCCCUCUUCUGCUGCAAGGCCUGAGGACCAUACUGCCAACUUUCUCCUGGAUUCUGGAGCUUAUUCUAGGAAUGGUUAUGGUCAUGGGAUGAAGGAGGAAGUGGAUGAACAUGUGUUCUUCUCAUCAGAAACUUCAAGGGCUAUGAGAAGUGCAUCUGGUUCACUAGAUGACACUUCCUGGCAAGUGGCACCACUGACAAUGGCUUCACCAACCUUAGCCCAAUUGAAACAACAUAAGACUUAUGUCUCUGCAACUCCACAACAGUUCCAUGAAGGCUUAGCAGCAGGCAGUGAUGGCAAGAAUACAGACAGCAGUAUGCAUCACAUGAAGCUAGGCUCAUCAGAGGAUCACCAUCAGCCCAAGAAAGUAAUGCACCAUUUCUUUGAUGAAUGGCCCCAAGAGACCAAACAUUCAUGGCUUGAUGAUUCUGGGGACAAGUAUUCAACCCAUGGGCCACUCUUCAAAACCCACCUCUCCAUCUCAAUCCCCAACUCCCCCCAUGACUUCUUCAUGACCCAUAAUGAAAAAUGAAGAGGGGAUUUGAAUAGAGGCUGUGGGGUAUAUGGUGAAGCAGAGAGGAGGGGAAAGAGUGGUGGUCUGGGGUGCUUUUACUGCUCCAGCUUCCUUAUACAUGUGCAAUGAGGUUUUCUGAGCAUGCAAGAAACUGUUACUUUUUCUUGUUGGUCCAAGGGGGUGUAAUUUAGUACUUGUGUUUUUUUUGAAGUUUGUAAUGCUACUGCAUCAUGCUGCCUGGCCUUCUGAGCCUUCACAUGUAUUUUGGCUUUCAGUAUCUGAGUUUAUUUUGUUUGUUUGAAA
This is a messenger RNA of Ipomoea triloba (trilobed morning glory), 1663 nucleotides long. RefSeq names its product growth-regulating factor 1-like. Lineage: Eukaryota; Viridiplantae; Streptophyta; Magnoliopsida; Solanales; Convolvulaceae. The coding region runs from base 281 to 1378 and encodes 365 amino acids. The record is from RefSeq and is a predicted model, not a curated record. Gene Ontology annotation, molecular function: ATP binding. The transcript has 4 exons. Gene Ontology annotation, cellular component: nucleus. Gene Ontology annotation, biological process: developmental process; regulation of DNA-templated transcription; DNA-templated transcription.